Triticum aestivum (bread wheat) is the source of this 890-nucleotide messenger RNA. RefSeq lists its product as uncharacterized. Bases 161 to 556 code for a protein of 131 amino acids. The record is from RefSeq and is a predicted model, not a curated record. The transcript has 4 exons. Lineage: Eukaryota; Viridiplantae; Streptophyta; Magnoliopsida; Poales; Poaceae.
GCCUGCUCGCAAGAAGAUUAUAUAGUCCCGGAGAGCGCAAGAGAGCACCACCCACUUCUUCCCCCACCCACUCUCUCCCCUUCUUUCUUCUCGGCGGAGGCGACAGGAAGCGGCGAACGCGGAACCCUAGCCGCCUCCCACAUCCGCAAGGCCGGCGGCGAUGGCGGCGAUUCGGUGCGCGGCGAGGAGGAUCGGUGGCUCCCUGCUCCAGCGGACGCAGGCGGCGGUCGUGGAGGAGGGACCACGCCGGCUCGCGCCAAGCAGGCUCAUGCGCUCCCGCCAGCUCUCCAGCCAGGUCUCCGGCGAGCGUGCUGGCAAUAUCCUGAAGGAGGAGGAGUUGGACUGGAAGAAGAUGAAUGCGGCGUUAGAUAAGUUGGCGGAGCUCCAAAAGGAAGCAGGGCCAUCCGUAUUUGUACUGCGCAUGAUGUCUAUCGGACGUGCGGCUAAGACUGUGGUUGUUGGAGCUGCCAAGUUGACACUUGUGUUUGUGGCUGCCGCUGUUGCUUUUGGUGGCGAUGGGGUAGAAGCCGAAGCUAGUACCAAGGAAAGCCAGUGACUUAUGAUGGGAAAGAUGAGAACCAAAGAUGGCCCCAGAUGUUUUAAGUUAAAUUAUGACCUCUGCAGUUUGGCUAGCUUGCACUAUAUAUGCUAUGGGACCCUGUGGUAUCAUGUUACUAUCUAUCUAUCUAUCUAUCUAGAUCUAUCUAUUCCAGUAGGUUAUGCAUGAAACUGUAGCUUGAUGCAAACAUACUUGCAUGGCUUGUAUCGUACUGUCAUCCAUUGCUGGUGUUUUUGCAAGUGCUUCCGGCUCCAAGUGAUUGCAAUCAACUUACUUAGAAGUGUUCACUCUGUUAAAAAUGAAGUUGUGGCACUGGGUUGUUGUCCCUUUU